This is a messenger RNA of Heterotrigona itama, 2118 nucleotides long. NCBI's taxonomy places the organism in Eukaryota, Metazoa, Arthropoda, Insecta, Hymenoptera, Apidae. The record is from the annotation of a GenBank genome assembly.
AUGCCUAAAAUUCGCGCGAAGAGAAGUGCCAUUUGGCAGCAUUUUGUCACAGAGUAUCAAGAGAAUGGAUCGAAAACGAUCGUCAAGUGCAACAGGUGCAAUCUCAUAGUGCCCUGUUGCAAGAACACGACGAACCUGUGGUCGCACGUCCGCACGCAUCAUAGAAAUGUCCUCGAGAAGAACUCGCCUGAUGUAUCUAACAAAAAAGCGAACGAAGCUCGCGCAAUUGCGUCCAACUCGUCAGAAUUCGAACGCGAGCCGAUCACUUUUUCUUCGUCGAAAGCUCACGAGAUAACUCGAUCGUUGGUAAAAAUGAUAGCGGAGGAUGUGCUGCCGUUUUCGAUAGUGAACGGCAACGGAUUCGCAAGUUUCGUGGGGAAAUUGAACGGAAAGUACAAGAUACCGAAGAGGAACACUUUGAUCGCGAAAUUUCUGCCAGAAUUGUACGAGGGCGAACGCAGGCAGCUGAAUGAAAGUUUGUCGAGAGCUGCGUGCGUUCACGUCGCGAUUAGUUUACGGCCGAGCAUCGUUCACGCAGGCCUGAUUCUCGCGACGAGCGUCCAUUUCUCUGUGGAUGGAGUCCAACACCAUAAAUUAUUGAGGAUCUCCUUUCGACCAACAGACUACACCGUCCCUAUAUCGAGCGAGCUCGGCGAAAUCGCUGAGACCUGGCGAUUCUAUUCAAAGGUGAACGUCGUCACUGUUGACAAUACGUUUAACGACAGAGUGCACGGCUUGCACAAUACUUGUUUCGCUCAUACGUUGAAUCAUAUAGCACAGAGCGCCGUGAGAGAAACGAAAAUUGUGCUAGACCUGGUGGAGAAGUGUCGAGACGUCGUCCGCGACUCGAAGAUUCAGAACGCCGUUGCAAAGUCACAAGGAUCGGCUGCAAGCUCUUCGAAACGUUUAAGCUUGCUAAAGGACACGGACGAUCGUUGGGUUUCCACGUACUCGAUGCUGAAUCGCAUGCACGAGUUAAAGCCGAUUCUGUCGAAAGUUCUCGCCGAUAUGCCGCCAUCUCUGUCGGAGAACGAGUGGAACGUCAUCUCGGAGGUGAUCAGGGUUUUGAUGCCGUUGCACGCCGCCACGAAGGAAUUGCUCUGCGAUUGUUACGUGACAAUUUCGAAAAUAAUACCUGUCGUUCACGGCAUCGAAGCUGUUUUGAGGAACACGCAUGACUUGUCGAUCGCUGCGACGUUGUUCCGCGACAAUCUGCUGUCACGUUUCGACGAACGAUUCGAUAACGUCGAGGAGAUCGUUCACUAUGCUGUCGCCACGUUUUUGGAUCCCAGAUACAAGGACGUUGCGUUUCGUUCGGAGAACUGUGUCCAAAAAGUGAAGGAUCUAUUGAUGAAGAAGUUGAACGUUUUCGACGAUACGAACACAGGCACGUGUGAUGCACGUGCGAUUAGGAGUACGAAAACGAAGGAUGAAAAUAUGGAGACGAGUGUUUUGUGGGCGGUGUUUGACAAAAGGGUUCAGGAGUUGGCCGUUGAAUUUGACGACAAUUUUGUCGUUAACUGUCUGUCGAGGCAAGAAUUGGACAGAUACGUAAAUUUGAAAGUAAUCGGUAGGAAAGACAAUCCGAUUACAUGGUGGAAUACAACGGGCCGCACGAUGUUCCCGAACCUUUCAAAAAUCGCGGCGGAUUACUUGUGCAUACCUGUGUACUCAGUAUUAAACAACCCUCUGUUCUCGAAACUUCAUAAAAUCUUGUUCGAUCGUAGAGUCCGAUUGUCGGACGAGCAGACCAACAUGCUUGCUGUGAUAAGUUUGAACUGAAACGCACGAAUAGGAUAAAAAUUCGUAUUUUGUCUUCUUUUCUUUUACGAGUUGCUGCUUGCAAUCAACUGAAUCGUAUUAUCGAGACGAUAAUCAUCGAAUAACGAUAAGCUCGUACUCUUCGAUAUCUCAGCUACAAUUCGCAAUAUCAGUCACGAAUUUGAAAGACUUUCUUUCGAAGCGUCAACGAUAACGUACGAUUUCAUUUUAAAAUACAGACAAAGUGCAUUGGCAUUUAAAUCGAUAUCGGUGAGAGUCGAAGGAUUUAUUUUAAUGAAAUUUUUAUUUUUCAAUUACUCAACAGGACGAUACUUCGAAGUCCAAGCGAAACCUUAA